This is a messenger RNA of Dibothriocephalus latus, 453 nucleotides long. Lineage: Eukaryota; Metazoa; Platyhelminthes; Cestoda; Diphyllobothriidea; Diphyllobothriidae. The record is from the annotation of a GenBank genome assembly.
AUGGCUGAGUACUUAGCUUCAAUCUUCGGGACAGAGAAGGACAAGUAUGCCUUAUCUUUGUUGUUAAUGUAUCUUAAAGAGUUAACUGCUCCUUUUACUUCAAAAUCGGUGCUUGCCGCCAUGAAUGCAGUGGCGAAUAUGACUGAGGUUCAAGCACAACAGUUGUUCGACGAGUUUUUCGAGGAAGUUUUUGUGGAAUGUGAAGAAAAAUACGGUGAAAUCGAAGAAAUGAACGUUUGUGAUAACCUUGGUGAUCAUCUUGUAGGCAAUGUCUAUAUUAAGUUUCGUCGUGAAGAAGAUGCAGAGAAGGCGGUAAAAAUGCUCAACUGCCGGUGGUUUGGUGGCCGACCCAUUCACGCUGAGUUGUCGCCCGUUACGGAUUUUCGGGAGGCGUGCUGUCGGCAGUAUGAAGUGGGCACCGCUCGGUUGACGGGCUAUAUCCCUUCCAAAUGA